GUGUUGUGUUGAGGCCGACCGCUCAGACGCUCCAGCAGGACGCGGACGACACGGGAGCCGGGGCCGGGAACGCUGUCCCUGGGUCGGAGUCUUCACCCCCGCCUGUCCGCGGAGCCCCGCCGGCUCUCCGCGGUCCCUCAGCUCCGGCCAGCCGACCGUCUGGGGCGGCGGUGCCGGGGCGGAUGAACACCACCGGACCGCUCUGGAUACAUGGAACUACUUUGCAGUCCUGACGGACCUAACGGGACCGAACCGGAACCACAACCAGACCAGCGGCUCUGACUGCUGAUUUAUUCAGAGCAACUGUGUGAUCCUCCUGUCUGCAGCAGAGCCAUGAAUGGGCCUGGACCCCAGCUGCUGCCCACCUAGAGGUCACUUCACCUCGGUUUACAUCUACUUCGCUCCAGAGGAUGCUGGGAAUGUGUCGGGGUCGCAGGAAGUUCCUGGCGGCCUCGCUUGCCUUGCUCUUCAUCCCAGCGCUCACCUGGCUUUACCUGUCAGUCGGUAGUUUUCAAGUGAAGCCCCUUCCCUUGUCUCCUCUGGACGUCCAGCCCUCGGUGCCGGUGGACGGGGCCGGGGAGCGGCAGGCUCUGGAGCUGAGGGUCCGGGCGGUGGAGGAGGAGAACAGGGCUCUGCGCCGGGAGCUCAGUCGGCCGUCCAGGAACCCGUCUGGACGCCUGCAGCAUGACUCCCACCGGGGGAACCAGAAUCGGACUCACUCAGAGGAGGGAACCGGGGACAACGAGGGCCAGAAAAACGCUGCCGGGGCCAACAGCUCAGACUGCGUCCAGCAGCCUGUGGUGGAUAAGUGUGAGACCAUCCACGUGGCCAUCGUGUGUGCCGGCUACAACGCCAGUCGAGACGUGGUGACGCUGGUCAAGUCCGUCCUCUUCCACAGGCGCAACCCUCUCCACUUCCAUUUCAUCACCGACUCCAUCGCUCAGCAGAUCCUGUCGUCGCUGUUUCACACCUGGAUGGUUCCUGCCGUCAGGGUGGACUUCUACGACGCCGACGAGCUGAAGUCCGAGGUGUCGUGGAUCCCCAACAAGCACUACUCUGGGAUCUACGGCCUGAUGAAGCUGGUGCUCACCAAGACGCUGCCCUCGGACCUGCAGAGGGUCAUCGUGCUGGACACGGACAUCACGUUCGCCACCGACAUCGCCGAGCUCUGGGCCGUCUUCCACAAGUUCAGAGGUCCACAGGUUCUGGGUCUGGUGGAGAACCAGAGUGACUGGUACCUGGGGAACCUGUGGAAGAACCAUCGACCCUGGCCAGCUCUGGGCAGAGGCUUCAACACCGGGGUCAUCCUGCUGCUCCUGGACCGGCUCCGGAAGCUCCGCUGGGAGCAGAUGUGGAGGCUGACGGCAGAGCGGGAGCUCAUGAGCAUGCUGUCCACCUCUCUGGCAGACCAGGACAUCUUCAACGCGGUGAUCAAGCAGAACCCGUUCCUGGUCCACCAGCUGCCCUGCUUCUGGAACGUGCAGCUCUCCGACCACACGCGCUCUGAGAAGUGCUACAAGGACGUGUCGGACCUGAAGGUGAUCCACUGGAACUCCCCCAAGAAGCUGCGGGUGAAGAACAAGCACGUGGAGUUCUUCAGGAACCUCUAUCUCACCUUCCUGGAGUACGACGGCAACCUGCUGCGACGGGAGCUGUUCGGCUGCCCCAGCGAGGCCGACCACAACAGUGAGAACCUCCAGAAGACUCUGUCAGAGCUGGAUGAAGACGAUCCAUGCUAUGAGUUCCGUCGAGAGCGCUUCACUGUCCAUCGAACGCAUCUUUACUUCCUCCACUACGAGUAUGAACCCACGUCAGACAACACCGACGUCACUCUGGUCGCCCAGCUCUCAAUGGACAGACUGCAGAUGCUGGAGGCCAUCUGUAAGCACUGGGAAGGCCCGGUCAGCCUGGCCCUGUACCUGUCGGACGCCGAGGCCCAGCAGUUCCUGCGCUACGCUCAGGGAUCCGAGGUGCUGAUGAGCCGCGGGAACGUGGGCUACCACAUCGUCUACAAAGAGGGCCAGUUCUACCCGGUGAACCUGCUGAGAAACGUGGCCAUGCAGCAGGUCAACACGCCCUACAUGUUCUUAUCGGACAUCGACUUCCUGCCCAUGUACGGCCUCUAUGAGUAUCUCAGGAAGUCCGUCGUGCAGCUGGACAUGGCCAACGCCAAGAAGGCGCUGGUGGUUCCAGCCUUUGAGACGCUGAGAUAUCGCCUUUCUUACCCCAAAUCCAAGGCUGAGCUGCUGUCUCAGCUGGACAUGGGCACGCUCUUCACCUUCAGGUACCACGUGUGGACUAAGGGCCACGCUCCCACCAACUUUGCCAAAUGGCGGACGGCCACCACGCCCUACAAGGUGCAGUGGGAGGCCGACUUCGAGCCCUACGUGAUGGUGAGGAGGGACAGUCCGGAAUACGACCGCCGCUUCGUAGGCUUCGGCUGGAACAAGGUGGCUCACAUCAUGGAGCUGGACGCGCAGGAGUACGAGUUUGUGGUUCUGCCCAACGCCUUCAUGAUCCACAUGCCUCACGCCCCCAGCUUCGACAUCACCAAGUUCCGCUCCAACAAGCAGUACCGGGUCUGCCUGAAGACCCUGAAGGAGGAGUUCCAGCAGAACAUGUCGCGCCGCUACGGCUUCGCCGCCCUCAAGUACAUGACAGCUGAGAACAACAGCUAGCGCGGACCCCUGGCCGCCCCAGUACCGAACUGCCGCGCUCCUGCGGACCACCGAGGCCCGGGGAAUGGAAAACAAGAGGCUCACGGAGCCGCCGGGACUCCGGACUCCAGUCCAUCAGACUUUGUACGAACGUUUGACUCUCAGUGUUAACUGCAGGGUCUUCUCUCCAUCUGUUGUCCUCUGCUGUUAGAAGACGUGAUCCGGGAGGAUUCUAGUCCCACUGCUGCCGUUCUGCUGCCGUUCUGCUGCCGUUCUGCUGCCGUUCUGCUGCCGUUCUGCUGCCGUUCUGCUGCCGUUCUGCUGCCGUUCUGCUGCCGUUCUGCUGCCGUUCUGCUGGGUGUUAAAGCUGUGACGGACGACAGGACCAAGAUGCAGCUGUGCAGUCGGACAGGAAGUAGUAGAAUGAAAGCAGAGCUCUGUGUGUGUGUGUGUGUGUGUGUGUGUGUGUGUGUGUGUGUGUGUGUGUGUGUGUGUGUGUGUGUGUGUGUGUGUGUGUGUGUGUGUGUGUGUGUGUGUGUGUGUGUGUGUGUGUGUGUGUGUGUGUGUGUGUGUGUGUGUGUGUGUGUGUGUGUGUGAGACAGAACUGACUGACGCUGCUACCUGAAUAAAAACAGAGG
Molecule: messenger RNA, 3295 nt
Organism: Cololabis saira (Pacific saury)
Lineage: Eukaryota; Metazoa; Chordata; Actinopteri; Beloniformes; Belonidae
Gene: large1
Product: LARGE xylosyl- and glucuronyltransferase 1
Exons: 15
Coding region: 411-2678 (755 amino acids)
Biological process (GO): protein O-linked glycosylation via mannose
Molecular function (GO): xylosyltransferase activity; glucuronosyltransferase activity
Source: RefSeq, a predicted model, not a curated record